Molecule: messenger RNA, 957 nt
Organism: Mucor velutinosus
Lineage: Eukaryota; Fungi; Mucoromycota; Mucoromycetes; Mucorales; Mucoraceae
Product: 60S ribosomal protein L37B
Exons: 5
Coding region: 1-957 (318 amino acids)
Biological process (GO): negative regulation of G2/M transition of mitotic cell cycle
Source: RefSeq, a predicted model, not a curated record
AUGAGACCAGACGAACACAAAUCAAAAGAAUCUCGUAAAUACCAACAGAGAAAGAAGCAAGCUGGCGACAAUUCAGCUGCUGAGAUAGCCGAGGCUCGUAGGAGAGCAGCAAGAGCACGCGAUAAAGGUGUAGGUAUGGGUGCCAUUCGUCGACGUAAUGGCGAUUUUGUCGAGACAGAGGAAGAGAUUGAAGAACGAAAGAUGCGUCAGGCGAAAUUCUCGAGGAGAAAAAUUGAGUCCAAUGAAAGCAGAUACGAGGAAGAGACUGAGCAGGACGCUUUGGAGAGAGAUGCUGAGCUAGGCAUUGAUCGGGAGACAACAGAUCUUGUCUCUAUGCUGGAGGAAAAAGAGGAGGGAAGCUCGACAUUUUUCAAGUUUAAAGAGGAAAAACUAUUUGACGCAACAAACAACGCACAGGACAUGGCAAAUCGCACUACCCUGCAGUUAGACUUCAACAUGUUUGAGAACACACUUCAGCUUUAUGAUGCAGACUCGUUGCUUGGACUGGAGGAUGAAAUGGAUCUGGUACAAAGUGCACUGAACGAGCAUCCUGUCGUAUUGGAUAAGCCAAUUGUACCUUCUUUUGCAAAGAACGCAAAGGGAUAUGUGCUCUUCAAAUCACAACAACCAGCAAAGCCCAAUGUCAUUUCAGAGGCAGAUGGCAUAUAUUUAAGAAAUGAUGGAUCAAAUCAUCGUGUGAUACCCAAAGAUAAACCCCAAGCAGAACAGCAACAGCCAGCAGCAUCAGCAGCAGCACCAGUAGACGACCUAGAUGAGCUAUUAGCCUUGCAACAACAAAAGACAGUGGACGAUCAUCUAUCGUUUCCCUCUCUUCCACCUGCUCAACCUGUGAAAAAGACAGUACUGCCAAAACCUGGAUCUAUAAAGAAGCCAGCUGUGAAAAAGGAGGAGCAUGCAGUUGACGAUGAAGCGUGGUUAGAUGAUUUGCUAGGAUAA